This is a messenger RNA of Bipolaris oryzae ATCC 44560, 1395 nucleotides long. RefSeq lists its product as uncharacterized. The record is from RefSeq and is a predicted model, not a curated record. Gene Ontology annotation, molecular function: protein binding. Bases 1 to 1395 code for a protein of 464 amino acids. Lineage: Eukaryota; Fungi; Ascomycota; Dothideomycetes; Pleosporales; Pleosporaceae. The transcript has a single exon.
AUGAAAUCAAUCAUCGGAUUGAGCGCCCUGGGCGGCGCUCUAGCAUUGUCGUCGAAUGCACAUAUCGGAUUCGCUGCGCAACAACCUCUUUUACACAAUGUUUGCCCUGCAAACUUUGUCCUACACAAUGAAGAAUGCCGGCCCUCAGUGCAGGUUACCUUGUCGCCGCCGGCGCCGGCUUUCGAAUCAAACACCUCACAAAUUGCGCCAUUCACAAAUUCGCUAGAAGACGCGCAAAAGUUAGCCUCACAAGCCGAAAACUUCCCCUGGUCCUACUGGCCGGAAUGCUUCACUCCAAAAGACGAAAAUGACACCGACACCAACCCCUUCUGCGUCUUCACCAACACGACCUUCGCAUCAGGACGCGGCAUCUCCAUUGUCACCACCAAAACCAACGCCUACUCGAUACUGGAAAACCACGCCUUCACCGACCCGGCCUCCCUCAUCCGCAGCAACAAUUACCAAAACCCGCCUUACUACCAACACGACUUCCCCGGCAAAGGCCGCGGCCUAGUCGCAAACAAAACCCUCAACCGCGGCGACCAAAUCCUCGCCUCGACCCCAAUCCUCAUCACCGACGUCGACCUCGACGAACUACCCGAACCCGAACGUCUCGCUCUUCUCUACCGCGCCGUCGACUCUCUACCACCCCAUUCGCAAUCCCUCUUCUGGACACUAAUGGGGCGCUCCGCGCCAGGCGAAGACGACCCCGUCGACGACCGCCUGACCACAAACUACUUCGAGCUGACCCUCUCCGGGGAAACGCUGUCGGGCCUCUUCCCAGAAAUCGCAAUGAUGAACCACGACUGCCGCCCCAACGCUGCGUAUUUCUUCGACGAAGACACCAUGACGCACUACGUGCAUGCUAUCCGGCCCAUCUACCCGGGCGAGGAGAUUACCAUUACGUAUAUCAACAAUGAAGUCACGCGGGUGCGGCGCAUGGGCAGAUUAAGGGUGAAUUGGGGCUUUACCUGUGCGUGCUCGGCGUGCAGUGCGCAUCCGCUUGUUACUGCGGAGAGCGAUGCGCGGGUUUUGCAGAUUGAAGAGGUGCAGAAGACGCUGAAUGACUGGAGCAACACGUCGGCUGCGACGCCCGAGUUGGCGGAGCUGCUGGUGAGCUUGUUUGAGCAGGAGAGGCUGCAUGCGGGGCUUGCGACGGCCUACCAGCAUGCGGCCGAGGUGUAUGCGAGUUUUGGGCGGAAGUGGGAGACGGUGCGGUAUGCGAGGCGGAGUUUGGAACUUACGCUGUUGGAUAAAGGAUGGGCGGAUCGGGAUGUAGCGGCGACGAGGAGGAUGGCGAGGGAGCCAGAGAAGUCGUGGGCUUGGGGGAGGAGAGUUGGGCUUAUCAAGGAAGAGAAGUCUUGUGGAUGCGGGAAGGAUCACGAUCAUUUAUGA